Messenger RNA from Bufo bufo (common toad), 2221 nucleotides. RefSeq names its product vitamin D3 hydroxylase-associated protein-like. Gene Ontology annotation, molecular function: fatty acid amide hydrolase activity; amidase activity. NCBI's taxonomy places the organism in Eukaryota, Metazoa, Chordata, Amphibia, Anura, Bufonidae. The transcript has 16 exons. The coding region runs from base 310 to 2067 and encodes 585 amino acids. The record is from RefSeq and is a predicted model, not a curated record. Gene Ontology annotation, biological process: fatty acid catabolic process.
AACAUUCAUCGAGAAGACGUCGCGGACGCCAGAUCCUCAUCCAUUCUCUGGUGGUCAGCGGAGUCGCUCCAUGCCCGGUGCAGCCCACUCCUCGCUCUGACCACUCCUCGCUCUGACCAGUCUCGCUGACCAGUCCUCGCUCUGACCAGUCCUCGCCCUGCCCACUCCUCGCUCUGACCACUCCUCGCUCUGACCACUCCUCGCUCUGACCACUCCUCGCUCUGACCACUCCUCGCUCUGACCAGUCCUCGCUCUGACCAGUCCUCGCUCUGACCAGUCCUCGCUCUGACCACUCCUCGCUCCAGCACCAUGUUCUGGUCCCUGCUGGAAUUUGCCAUCAGCCACUUGUUACUGUCCACGUUCUGCUGCUUUGUGGCCUCCACCAUUGUCCUGAAAUGUUUCAACCGACUGCGCAGCCGCAAGAAGAUUGAGCGGGCGCAGAAGCUGCGGGAUCAGGCGCUUCACCUAAUGGAACGCCGCAUCGCAGACUUUAAGAAACAGCACGAGGACAUGGACGUCAGCCGGAUCCUUUCCCUGCCGCUGGUGGAGUUGGUGGAGCAACUGAAGAAAGGAUCGCUGAGCCCGGAGACGGUGCUCCAUGUCUACAUGGAAAAGUCCUUGGAGGUGAACAAAGAAGUGAACUGCCUGACCGACUUUCUGUCGGAGUGUGAGACGCAGGUUCAGGAGGUGAAGAAGCAGCAGGAAAAAGGUCUUCUGUAUGGGGUGCCCAUCACCCUGAAGGACAAUAUUGGAUAUAAGGGGCACAAUUCGACCUGUGGUCUCGUCCACUUUCUGGGGGUGGAGGAUGCUGAGGACUGCGCCGUUGUUAAGGUUCUAAAGAAGCAAGGAGCCAUCCCUUUCGUGAAGACUAAUGUCCCACAGUCCCUGAUAAACUUUGACUGCAGUAACUCCAUCUAUGGACAGACCCUGAACCCCCACAACCAUAAGAAGACGUGUGGAGGCUCCAGCGGGGGGGAGGGGGCGCUGAUAGCAGGAGGAGGAGCCAUACUGGGAGUGGGCACCGAUGUAGUGGGAAGCAUCCGGAUGCCCUCCAGCUUCUGUGGAAUCUGCGGACUGAAGCCUUCCGGAGAGAGAAUAAGUAAUCUUGGAGUCCUUGAUCCGGUCAGUGGGAUGAAGUCAGCGGUGUCGAUGCCGGGUCCGAUGGCUCGGGAUGUGGACAGCUUGGCCCUGUUUAUGAAAGCCGUUCUGUGUGAUGACCUGUUCCAGCUCGACCCCACUGUGCCGCCAGUCCCCUUCAAUGAUGAGAUUUAUAACAGCAGAAAGCGCCUGACCAUUGGCUUCUAUGACACUGAUGGAUAUUUCCUCCCGCAUCCGAGCAUGAGACGAGCCGUGCAGGAGACCAAAACCCUGCUGGAGGAGGCCGGACACAAGUUGGUCCCGUUUCCCCCCAUAAGGAUUGAAUACGCCCUGAACGACCUGUGUGUAAGAGGAUUUUUUGCUGAUGGAGGGACAACUCUUGCGGAAAAAUUUCUCCCCGAUAUCGUGGAUCCCAACCUGAAGCAGCAGCUCUUCCUGUACAAGAUCCCGAACAUUGUCAAGAAGAUGGCGGCGUUCUUCAUGAGGCCGGUGUUCCCACGAAUUGCCAAUCACGUGGAGGCGCACUGUGGCUGCAGCUCUGUGAAGGAUCUGUGGAAACACUACACAGCGAUUAAGAAAUAUCGUUGCGACUUCAUCUCGGAAUGGCGGAAGCUCGGCCUGGACGCGCUCCUCUGCCCCAUGCUCAGCCCGGCCUUCAAUGUCGGUCACCCCGGGAAGCUCUUUGCCGGCUUUGGCUUCACCAUGCUCUUCAAUGUCCUGAACCUUCCGGUCGGGGUUCUCCCUGUCACCCGCGUUACCGCCGAGGAUGAGGCAGAGCUGAAGCAUUAUAAGGGCUAUUAUAACGACCCCUGGGACAAGGAGGUGAUCAAGGCCAUGGAGGGGGGGGUGGGGCUGCCGGUGGCGGUGCAGUGCGUGGCUUUACAGUGGCAGGAAGAGCAGUGCCUGCGCCUGAUGAAGGAGGUGGAGACGGCGACCCGAGGCCGUGUGGACCCCCCGCCAUCCAGCUAGAGGGGCCAUCCCGUAUCAGCCCUCCUCCUCAGUCACAGCCCCCGGUCGCCUCCUGCUUGUUCCACUCUGGUCACACUAGAAACCCCCCAGUGCAGCUGAAUGGCCGACGUGGCCCCUCCACUCCCAUUGUAAACAGCGCUGGGGGUCCGGCUGU